AUGGCUUACCUAGGAAUAACAAAAUUCAAAUGCUUCUUCAUCUGCGAUUUAAACUGCACUGCCUUUCCUACGGGCAUCGAGCUGCGCGCGAGCGGCCUCACGGGCCUAACAUUAUCUGUUCAGGAGCUCCGCCGCAGGCCGGCUCCCCGGCUGGGGACAGCCCGCUGCAGGGAGCGGUGCCGCAUCCCCCUGAGCAGCUGCGGCCGCGCCGCGCUCCCCGCGCCGUGCCCGGAGGAAGAGCAGCCGCUCCCACUCACCGCCCGCCGGCCCGGCGCGAUCCCCAGCCCGCCGCCGCCACUGCCGCGGGACGAACGCCUCCGUCCGCUUCCGGGGUCGCGCGCCCCGCUGCCUGCUGGGAGUUGGAGUUCGGGACGCGCUCUCGGGACCCACUCUCGGCCUCUGCCCGCGCAGGGCUCGGGGAGUAGAGGAGGGGAGCUGCAGCGAGAACUGGAGGAAUUUGUUCACCUUUGUCCAGGGGGAGUGGGACUUCAACAUUUCUCUUCAAAAGACUCUGUUCAAGACUGUUCACCAGAACAGGAUCUUCUCCUUCCCUGGUGCUCUCAAACUUUCAUGACGAUCGAGAGGCAAAGAAUGCAGGAAAUUUCGGACAGACACUCACAGAGGCCUGAAGAACUUAACAUGAACAGAUUGGGAGUAGCCAGAAGAUACACAGGAGCUAAGUGAAAAAUACCCCCUGGUGCAGUUGGAGAUACUUCAUCUGGGAAAAGACUGAUAAGAGAACCAAAGAAUAAGGACCAAGUUAGCAACAAAGGCAAAGGUAUCAAUAACCAAUAGGAGAUCAAAUACUAAGAAUUGUGUAAUUUAAGACCAAUGAACAAGAAUUUCUUUGCAUUUUGUGUGUAUGAAUAUGUGAAAAGUCUGGUAAAGAACCACAUGUGAUGGAAUUAUUUUCACUGCACAGCCCAUGCAUGUGUGGAUGAAAUAACUUCUAUUGCACAUGGCCAAAAUAAAGUGUUAUGAAUAAAAAGUUAUCUAUUUUUG
Messenger RNA from Onychostruthus taczanowskii (white-rumped snowfinch), 1002 nucleotides. RefSeq lists its product as uncharacterized. The transcript is spliced from 4 exons. The record is from RefSeq and is a predicted model, not a curated record. Lineage: Eukaryota; Metazoa; Chordata; Aves; Passeriformes; Passeridae. Bases 1 to 684 code for a protein of 227 amino acids.